UGGUGCAUAUGCUCUCAGUGUACAUAAAAAGACAAGAUACCUUCAUCAACAAUCAUAAGGUACAACGCCCAGUGACAGUCACAGGGUACAAAUAAGCAAUCAGGAAACAAUAUCAAUAUAAAUUGUAAGGAUACAAGCAAUAAAGUUACAGUCAUACAGUCAUAAGUGGAAAGAGAUGGGUGAUGGGAACUAUGAGAAGAUUAAUAGUAGUGCAGAUUCAGUAAAUAGUUCGACAGCGUUGAGGGAAUUAUUUGUUUAGCAGAGUGAUGGCCUUCGGGAAAAAACUGUUCUUGUGUCUAGUUGUGCAGUGCUCUAUAGCGUCGUUUUGAGAGUAGGAGUUGAAACAGUUUAUGUCCAGGAUGCGAGGGGUCUGUAAAUAUUUUCACGGCCCUCUUCUUGAUUCGUGCAGUAUACAGGUCCUCAAUGGAAGGCAGGCAACAGCAAUGUCAGUAGACUGUCUUGGGCAGCAUGCGGUACUUUCUGGGUUUAGAAUUUUAUGGGACUACAUUACUGAGCCUGGGUGUCAGGCUCAGAAUAGGACAACUCAGAGCAGCCAAUUCGCAGUGGGAGAACUCACUGUGACCAACUCACCGCAGGACACCUCGCCGCGGGACAAGUCAACAAUUCACAAGCGCCGCUUCCUCUACAUUGUGAACCUGGAUGCACCCGCUGAUGGCCACCGCAAGAUUUCCCGUCAGAGCAAGUGGGACAUUGGGGCCGUGCAGUGGAAUCCUCAUGAGAGCCACGCACACUUCUUUGCUGCAUCGAGCAACCAACGUGUUGACCUGUAUAAGUGGAAGGACGGUAAUGGGGAAAUCGGCACUUCCUUGCAAGGACACACCCGAGUCAUCAGUGAUUUGGACUGGGCGGUGUUUGAGUCAGAUCUGCUGGUUACCAGUUCGGUUGACACAUACAUCUACAUCUGGGACAUCAAAGACACCCGAAAGCCUACUGUCUCUCUCUCCGCUGUUGCUGGAGCCUCCCAGGUAAAGUGGAAUAAGAAAAAUGCCAACUGCUUGGCAACCAGCCAUGAUGGGAAUGUGCGCAUUUGGGACAAAAGGAAACCAAGCACCGCUGUCGAAUAUCUGGCCGCUCACCUCUCUAAAAUCCAUGGCCUGGAUUGGCACCCAGACAAUGAAAACAUUUUGGCCACCUCCAGUCAGGACAAUUCAGUCAGGUUUUGGGACUACCGACAACCUCGAAAAUACCUCAACGUUUUGGCCUGUCAAGUUCCGGUCUGGAAAGCCAGAUAUACGCCUUUUAGCAAUGGGCUGGUAACGGUGAUGGUGCCCCAGCUUCGAAGAGAGAACAGCCUCCUCCUUUGGGAUGUGUGCGACCUCAACACACCAGUUCACACCUUUGUGGGACAUGACGAUGUCGUACUAGAAUUCCAGUGGAGGAAACAGAAGGAAGGGUCAAAGGACUAUCAGCUGGUCACCUGGUCUCGAGAUCAGACUCUUCGGAUGUGGCGAGUGGAUUGUCAGCUACAGCGGUUAUGCUCCAGUGACCCCUUGGAGGGGGUGGAGGAGUUGAUUGAUGGGAUUUCCCUCCUGCCAGAGACAGACAAGGCCCUGCCAGUCCAAGAGACGGAGCCUCAGCAGAACUUCACCCACGGAGAGGAGGAAAUUUUUAAAGAAGAUUCCCAGAAAAGCUUCCUGGCAGGAAAGAAGCUGGACCAGCUGGGGCUGCCUCAAACCUUACAACAGGAGUUCUCUCUGAUUAACGUGCAAAUCCGCAACGUAAAUAUGGAGAUGGACGCGGUCAAUCGGAACUGCACGGUCUCGGUGCACUGCAGCAACCAUAGGGUGAAGAUGUUGGUGAUGUUCCCUGCACAGUAUCCUAACAACGCAGCCCCCUCCUUCCAGUUUGUCAACCAGACCACAAUCCCUUCCACCAUGAAAGCCAAGUUGUUGAAGAUCUUGAAGGACACUUCCAUGCAGAAAGUGAAACGCAAUCAGUGCUGCCUGGAGCCAUGUCUACGCCAGCUGGUCUCCUGCCUGGAGUCCGUUGUGAACCAGGAAGACAGCUCUUCCAGUGACCCCUAUGCACUCCCAAAUUCCGUAACACCACCUUUACCAACCUUUCCGAGGGUCUCCAAUGCCUACGGCUCCUAUCAGGAUUCCAAUAUUCCAUUUCCUCGAACCUCUGGAGCGAGGUUCUGUGGGGCAGGGUACCUGGUAUACUUCACCAGACCAAUGACGAUGCACCGUACAGUCUCACCUACUGAACCAACACCGCGAUCCUUGUCAGCCCUGUCGGCCUACCACAGUGGCCUCAUUACGCCCAUGAAGAUCCGUACAGAGAGCCCUGGCAACCUGCGGUUAUACGGUGGGAGCCCCACGCGUAGUGAAAAGGAACAGGUCUCCAUCAGUUCCUUCUACUACAAGGAGAGGAUGUCUCCUUGCUCUGCGAGACGACGUUGGUCCAUACAAGCGAUUAACGACUUCCCGAAGUCCAGGAGAUGGAAGAGCAAACGCGAAGGGACCGAGGCCAGCAGCCGGCCCAUCAAAGCAGCUGGCAAAGUCAUCAUUCAGGACAUUUCCUGCCUGCUCCCCGUCCAUAAAUCAUUAGGGGAGCUGUAUAUACUAAACGUGGUAGAUAUUCAGGAGACCUGCCAGAAGAAUGCAGCCUCAGCCGUGACAGUGGGACGCCGAGAUCUCUUGCAGGUUUGGUCCCUGGCCACGGUGGCAACCGAUCUCUGCCUGGAUCCCAAUGCCGACCCAGACUUGGAGACCCCCUGGGCCCAGCACCCUUUCGGCCGCCAGCUCCUGGAGUCUCUGUUGGCACACUAUUGCCAGCUCCACGAUGUGCAGACCUUGGCUAUGCUGUGCAGCAUCUUUGAGACCCAAUCCAGACCUCAGGGAAUCCCAAACCCUUCAGGCCUGCCUCCUCAGCACCCCUCCAGCCACAGUCGAUACCCCAGCUUUACCUCCUCUGGCUCUUGUUCCAGCAUGUCAGACCCUGGACUCAGCACCAGCAGCUGGAACCCAGCCAGCAAAGACAUGGAACACACUUUAGGCUGGGCCGAAUCUUCGCCUGAUGACUUUCGCCUUGGGAACUUGGUGUAUGCUGAUCCCCGGGACCGAGAGAGAGACCAGCAUGACAGGAACAAAAGGCUUCUGGAUCCUGCCAACACGCAGCAGUUUGACGACUUUAAAAAGUGCUACGGAGAAAUCCUGUAUCGCUGGGGUCUGCGAGAGAAACGUGCCGAAGUCCUCAAGUUUGUUUCCUGCCCCCCCGAACCUCAUAAAGGAAUUGAGUUUGGCAUCUUCUGCAGCUACUGCCGCAGUGAAGUGCGCGGCAUUCAGUGCGCCAUCUGCAAAGGCUUUGCCUUCCAGUGUGCCAUCUGCCACGUGGCCGUGCGAGGCUCUUCCAACUUCUGUCUGACCUGCGGCCACGGAGGGCACACCAGCCACAUGAUGGAAUGGUUUCGCACCCAGGAAGUCUGUCCCACGGGCUGUGGCUGCCACUGCUUGCUGGAGAGCACUUUCUGACAGGCCAUCUUCAGCGGCUGACUUGGAUCAUUCCCAGGCCAGAUGAUCUCCAGCUGACCGCAAGAAAGGUCCCAGGUGACUUCUGACACGGAUGGUCAGUCUCCUUGAGGGCACUCUUGACAGAAGUGAAGUGCGGUGGCUGGUGGUUGCGUAACUUUUUGAGAAUGUUCUGUGCUAACCGAGUGGAAGAGAAGAAAUAACAAAAGCUGAAGAACAACUUGGUAUGAUGAAAAGUUCACAACAGAGGGAUGGAGUCUUCCCCCUCCAAAACAUGUACUUCUAGAAGGCCUUCUAUCCAGUGACAUUGCAGCAUCAGUUGCUUCUUUGGAUGGACCUCUAAGGUCUUGAUAUUAUACAAGGAGAUCAGAGUGAACAAAUAUUUUUUACAAAGACACAGAAAAAGUCUUCAAUCUUUGCAGUGUAGGAUGCUUGAAUGAAUUAGCAUGUCCUUUGGGAAGAAGGGAAUGUCCAACUGCAGCACGGACCCUGGAGACGUCGGAGAGGCUUAGCUGUCCUGUGGCAGGUUUUUAUUUUUUUCCUCACCUGCCACUGGAAAACUACCCUUUUUUCAAAGAUGCUGAGCUAUAAUUGCUUCCCUGGAAUUGACUCAUUUGACAAAUGUAGGAGCAAAUUCUUUUUUAAAAAAGGGCUUGGAUUCUGAAACAACAGGGCCAAUAUUUGGCUUUGGAUUAACAAUUUCAGGACUGAGCUGUCUGUGUUUUUGGUGCUGAAAUGCACUUGAACCUGAUGGAAACGAGAUGGGGGGGGGCAGAAACCAUAUAAAUUCUUUGUGGUACCAACAGGAAUCUGGACUGAGCCCUCCCGCUUUGGACUAGAUCCUUUGGUGCCUGGACUUUGGGUUGCUGACCCUCUCUGAAGCAUAGAGACCAUGUCAGAGCUGAAGAAGUGUAUUUUUGUAUAUUCACUGAAUAAUUAAGAAAGUUUUAUAAAAUUUUCGUGUUCUGCA
Ahaetulla prasina is the source of this 4461-nucleotide messenger RNA. RefSeq names its product WD repeat domain 59 (gene WDR59). The coding region runs from base 351 to 3494 and encodes 1047 amino acids. Gene Ontology annotation, molecular function: protein binding. The record is from RefSeq and is a predicted model, not a curated record. The transcript has 28 exons. Lineage: Eukaryota; Metazoa; Chordata; Lepidosauria; Squamata; Colubridae.